AUGUCUUCAACUUACAACAAACUCGACGAUGGAAAGCGUUCAAACGCUGGUAUUGAGAACUACAAUAAUUUCUGGCAAAAGAACGCUUCAAACGACUCAGAGACUGAUCGUCAAAACAGAUUAGACGUUUACAAGGACGUCGUCAAUGGCUACUACGAUGGUGCUACUGAAUUAUACGAGUAUGGUUGGGGUACUUCCUUCCAUUUCUGCAGAUACUACAAGGGAGAAGGUUUCUAUCAAGCUUUGGCCAGACACGAACACUAUCUUUCCUCAAGAAUCGGCUUGAAGAAGGGCAUGAAGGUAUUAGAUGUCGGUUGCGGUGUUGGUGGUCCAGCUCGUGAAAUCGCUAGGUUUUCAGACGCCAACAUCGUCGGCUUGAACAACAACGCCUUCCAAGUCUCCAGAGCAAGAAAGUACACACAAAAGGUUGGCCUCGAAAACCAAGUCGAAUUCGUCAAGGGUGACUUCAUGAAAUUGUCUGAACAAUUCGGUGAAAAUUCUUUCGAUGCUGUUUACGCGAUCGAGGCUACAGUACACGCACCAAACUUCGAGGGUGUUUAUGGUGAGAUCAAGAAGAUCCUUAAACCAGGUGGAAUUUUCGGUGUUUACGAGUGGUGUAUGACUGACGAAUGGGAUCCACGUAACCCAGAUCACAAGAGAGUCGCUCACGGAAUCGAAAUCGGUGAUGGUAUUCCAGAAAUGCGCAACAUUGAGAAUGCUCGUAACGCAUUGAAGAAUGUUGGUUUCGAAAUCCUUCACGAGGAAGAUCUUGCAGACAGACCAGACGACAUCCAAUGGUACUACCCAUUAGAAGGUGAUAUCAGAAAGUGUCAAAGCUUGUGGGAUGUUUUCACAGUAUGGAGAAUGACAAACUUCGGUAAAUUCAUCACCCAAAAUGGUGUAAAAUUACUCGAAAAGGUCGGUGUAGUACCAAAAGGUACCUUCGAUGUUGGUGAAUCACUCAAGGUAGCUGCUGAUGCGCUCGUCGAAGGUGGUCAAAAGAAGCUCUUCACACCAAUGAUGUUGUUCAUCUCAAAAAAGCCUGAAUAA
Molecule: messenger RNA, 1050 nt
Organism: Wallemia mellicola CBS 633.66
Lineage: Eukaryota; Fungi; Basidiomycota; Wallemiomycetes; Wallemiales; Wallemiaceae
Exons: 2
Coding region: 1-1050 (349 amino acids)
Biological process (GO): ergosterol biosynthetic process
Cellular component (GO): endoplasmic reticulum
Molecular function (GO): sterol 24-C-methyltransferase activity
Source: RefSeq, a predicted model, not a curated record